UGCGGGGCCGGGCCGGCGCCUCCUCCGCCCGCCGGCGCUUCCCGUCCCUUCCCUUCCCUUCCCGUCCCUCCCCGCCGCCGCUCCGCGAGGGGCAGGGCCGGGCUCCCCUCGCUGUCCCCGGCCCGCGCGGCCCGGCCGCGGCUGCCCCGGUGAGGAGCAGAGUGGUGGCAACUCUACAGAAAAGUUAAAUGUCUUCAGAGGACAAGGAGGCUCAGGAGGAUGAGCUGCUGGCUCUGGCCAGCAUCUACGAUGAGGAUGAGUUUAAGAGAGCAGAGUCUGCCCAAGGAGGAGAAACAAGAAUUUGUCUGGAGUUGCCUCAAGACUUCAAAAUUUUUGUGAGGGGCAGUUCCACAGAGAAUCUCCAGGGCAGUGGCUUCGAGUACUCCGUGAGCUUCCUGCCUCUCGUGCUGAAUUUCGAGCUCCCACCUGACUACCCAUCGACCUCCCCGCCCGUGUUCACCCUCAGUGGGAAAUGGCUCUCCCACGCCCAGCUCAGCGCCCUUUGCAAGCACUUGGACAAUGUGUGGGAAGAGAACCGAGGCUGCGUGGUGCUGUUUGCCUGGAUGCAGUUUCUGAAGGAGGAGACACUGAAUUACCUGAAUAUUUCAUCGCCAUAUGAGCUGAAGAUGUGCCCUCAGGGGAAGGGGCAGGGCCGGACAGCAGCGGGGCCCCCCGAGGCUGGGAAGGACUCUGGGGGUGCCACGGGCUCUGCCACAGCCGAGGAGGAAACCGUGGAUGCCAGGGCUGUGCAGGAUGUGGAGUCCUUGUCCAGUCUGAUCAGGGAGAUCUUGGACUUCGACCAGGCCCAGAGGAGGAAGUGCUUUAACAGUAAGAUGUACUCGUGCAGUAUCUGCUUCUGUGAGAAGCUGGGCAGUGAGUGCAUGCACUUCCCCGAGUGCAGCCACGUGUACUGCAAGGCCUGCCUGAAGGACUACUUUGAGAUCCAGAUCAGGGAUGGGCAGGUGCACUGCCUCAACUGCCCCGAGCCCAAGUGUUCUUCUGUCGCCACUCCAGGCCAGGUGAAGGAGCUGGUUGGGGAGGAGCUCUUUGCCCGCUAUGACCGCCUGCUGCUGCAGUCCAGCCUGGACCUGAUGGCUGACGUGGUUUACUGCCCCCGGCCCGGCUGCCAGACCCCCGUGAUGCAGGAGCCCGGCUGCACCAUGGGCAUCUGCUCCUGCUGCAACUACGCCUUCUGCACCCUCUGCAAGAUGACCUACCACGGGGUGUCCCCCUGCAAGGUCACUGCAGAGAAAUUAAUGGAAUUGAGGAAAGAAUAUAUAGAAGCAGAUGAGACAACUAAAAGAUUUUUGGAACAACGCUAUGGCAAGAGAGUGAUUCAGAAAGCCCUGGAGGAGAUGGAGAGUGAGAAAUGGCUGGAGAAGAACUCCAAGUCUUGUCCUUGCUGUGGGACCCCCAUCGAGAAACUGGAUGGCUGUAACAAGAUGACCUGCACAGGGUGCAUGCAGUACUUCUGCUGGGUCUGCAUGGGCUCCCUGUCCCGGACCAACCCCUACCAGCACUUCAACGACCCCUCCUCGCCCUGCUUCAACAGAUUGUUUCAAGACGUGCACAUUGACAAUGGGGAGUUCUGGGAAGGAGAUGGUGAUCAUUAGCUUCCUCCAGCACCAAAAGGGAUGAGUGCCAAGGCAGUGAGCUGAGGAUGUGCCCAGUGAGAGGGUGAAAAGAAUCAGGAAGAGAUGAACUUGAAUUCUUCAAGAUACUGACAAUUACCUUGUGUUCUCAGUUGAUGAAGUAAUUUAUUUUUCAUUUACUCUUCAUAUAAGAAAUUUGAUGGUUGAUAUUUUUGCUUCUGGACUAGAUUCUUUAUUUCCACUGGUUUUGCACUUCAAAUUAUUGCAGCACCAAAUUGUUUCCCCUAAAAUCUCAGCAAGUGGUUUUGAGAGUAUGAAGGUGAUUACUGGAGGCAAACACUGAUUUUUUACAAGGUUUUCCACUUGCAGAACAGUCUAAAAGUUUAUUUGGAAACUAAAGCUGCGUGUGCUGUUUUCAAGAGCAGCAGGGCCUGGAUGGAAAGCUCUGGAGCUGAGACUCCUUAGGAACUGUGUGUGAUCACAGCUCACUCAGUUCUGACUGAAUUAAUGAAUUUAUCCUGGGAUGUGUGGCCAUAAUGAGUGGUGCUGCAGUUCCCCGUGCAGAGGAGGAGUCUGCACUCUUGGAACUGGCACAGGGAUUAAAAGGCUGGAAGGAAGAGCAAAUCUCACCUCAGCUGAAUCUCUAGGUCAGUGUGUAGGAAAAGUCUAUGGUGUGUAUGGUUUGUUUUCCUGCACCUUUCACAUGCACUAAAUUCACUUUAAGAUGGUAAACACAGUGUCCCUCUUUGUCUUCCUUGUGGCAUGGAUUUGGCAGCACAGGUGUGCCCAGGUGCUCCUGGGGGUGGGCCAGCCCAGAGCUCCCAGCUGGAGCUGGCAGGGAUGUGUGCUGCUCAUGGCAUUUAGUGCCCUCCCACCCCGAGGGCCCUGCUUCUCCCUCUGAGGAAACACUGGGCAAGGAAGGUGGGAGCACCAAACUGCCUCCAGGACAGCUUUGCUACCCUCAGCACACUGAGACCGAGCACCAGACACACUCAAAUGUCACCAUUUAAAAAAUUAAAGACAUUUAGUGGAGAAAGUUACAUUACAGAUCAACUUACAAAACUUUGUAUAAAGAAAAUAAAUGUUGCCCAGUUUUCUUGCCCCUCGUGUGAGAGGACUGGACAGAAAUCCCAGGA
This is a messenger RNA of Zonotrichia leucophrys gambelii, 2728 nucleotides long. RefSeq names its product ring finger protein 14 (gene RNF14). The record is from RefSeq and is a predicted model, not a curated record. Gene Ontology annotation, molecular function: ubiquitin protein ligase activity; zinc ion binding; ubiquitin conjugating enzyme binding. Gene Ontology annotation, biological process: ubiquitin-dependent protein catabolic process; positive regulation of proteasomal ubiquitin-dependent protein catabolic process; protein polyubiquitination. NCBI's taxonomy places the organism in Eukaryota, Metazoa, Chordata, Aves, Passeriformes, Passerellidae. The transcript is spliced from 9 exons. Bases 189 to 1613 code for a protein of 474 amino acids. Gene Ontology annotation, cellular component: cytoplasm; ubiquitin ligase complex.